Molecule: messenger RNA, 1008 nt
Organism: Schistosoma haematobium
Lineage: Eukaryota; Metazoa; Platyhelminthes; Trematoda; Strigeidida; Schistosomatidae
Exons: 1
Coding region: 1-1008 (335 amino acids)
Biological process (GO): regulation of transcription by RNA polymerase II
Cellular component (GO): nucleus
Molecular function (GO): RNA polymerase II transcription regulatory region sequence-specific DNA binding; DNA-binding transcription factor activity, RNA polymerase II-specific
Source: RefSeq, a predicted model, not a curated record
AUGUUUGACUCCUUAUUCUGUGGUACGUGUGCUAGAAUUUUUCGUUUAUGCGCAAUUACUCAAUUUAUACAACAUAAGUCAGAUGGUUGUUCCAGACUAAGUUUUGGCAAUCCGCUAUUUUUGGAAUGUUCUCACUGUGAUGAAUGUUAUAUCUCACCAUUAGAUCUUAUUGCGCAUGUUGAAUGUGCACAUAGAAUAUCCAUAAUGAAACAUAGAUCGUCAAGCAUGGCUAACGACAGUAAUGGAUUCCUACAAGAAGUAAUGUCAGUCUCAGACACAACAAGUUCAUCCUUUAUCGUCACUGAAGACAAAAGUAGCCAUAACUCGAUUAAUUCAAACGAUGGGAAGUUGGCACCCUGUCAGUCGGUGAGUCAAGUGCCAUCAGUAUUAAGUUCUUGCUCAACAAACUACAGUUCAGUGGGUCCUAGUAGCUCUAUUCCUUCGGUUGUUCGUAAAACAUGCUGUCUUGUGGAUGGAAGUUCUCCCUGUACUCAAAUGUCUUCAUGUCCAAUUUUGUUUUCUCGUGAUUCUGAUGGCGAAGCGGAAUCCGAAUUCAGAGAUAAUUCUUUGAAGGUCUCGAAUACUUCAAACCCAGAUACGACGUCGCUGUGUAAUGAAGUAACUUACUGUACACAAACACCGCUUGUUUGUGGUGAACGGAAGUCACGAUCGAAUUUUAUCUGUGAAUACUGCAAAAGAGAGUUCUCACAAAAAGUACAUUUACAAAAACAUAUAAUGUCGACUCAUACUAAAAACAAACCAUUUAAAUGCUCAGUCUGUUCUUACCAAACUGUCGAGAAAAGUCAUUUAAAGACUCAUUUCCGGAAGCAUACGGGAGAAAAACCAUUUUCCUGUACUCUAUGCACCUACAGGGCAGCUCAACAUUCUACACUAAAACAGCAUUGUAUUAAGAAACAUCGUAAUGCAUUUCUUUCUUGCAUAAACUGCAGCGUUCGUUUUGUAACACUGAACGAACUUGAAAAUCAUCAAAAAUUAUGUUUUCCUUAG